Paramecium octaurelia is the source of this 2694-nucleotide messenger RNA. The record is from the annotation of a GenBank genome assembly. NCBI's taxonomy places the organism in Eukaryota, Ciliophora, Oligohymenophorea, Peniculida, Parameciidae.
AUGCAAAAUUAAUAAUUUUGUGAGGGAAGGAAAAUCGACUUGGGUUGGUUGACAGAUGCCAAGAAUGACUAUCACACUCUGCUUACCAAAUCCUUCAGACAGCAAUUCAAGGAGGAAUAAUAGAAUGUAGCAAAUAAGGAAUUGAUUACGGAUGAAAUGAUCAUGAGUCUUUGUCUGAGUGUUGAUUAAAAGAAGGAAGAAUUGGUGAUGCAAAAGAAGAGUAGUGUAACAGGUGGUUUUUUGGAUAGACAAGUAAGAUUUGAGAAGCAUAUCCUUCAAUAACUCAAAGAUCAUAAGCCUGUAAAAUCAUUCCCUCUUUAUUAAAGAGUCUAUGUGGAAACCAAGGCAGCUGAUUAAAAGACUUGGUACAACAAAAAUGGUGAUAUGGCAAGAUUAUUACUGGAAUUCGAGAAAGGACAUUCUGGUGUUUACAUAUACAGAAAGGAUAAAAAUUAGGCAAUCAAGUGGCAAAGAUAUUUGAUAAUUGAGAAAUUAUUGCAAGUGAAACCAAAAUUGGUUGCUAGAUGUUUUGAAUAUUGUUAUUAAGAAUAUGAGGAAAAGUUUACUUUUACCUGGGCAUUGGAAUUUGCUUAACUUCUUGGAACUUAUACGACACAAAUGAACCAAUUGAAAAAACAAAAGGCUAAAUUGGAUGAGAACUUUUUGAUCUCUUUAGACAGAUAAGUCAUGAAUUAUCAUAUUAAAAAAUGGUAAGCCAAGAGUGAGAAGUAAUACAAAGAUGAACAAGAUUACCAAGAAAAAAUGAAGUAAUUAUCAUUGAAAGAAUAAGAACAAUUGAAGGCUACAGAAUAAUAGAGAGAAUUGGAAAGAUAAGCCAAAGAAAAGAGGAGAUUGGAACUAUUAGAGCACAUGGUCACCUAUCUGAGACCAAAGAAUUAGGAAAUCAAACGAUUUUACAAGUAUUGGUAGGAUAGAGCAAUUCACAUUCAUCACAACAAACCAAAAGAAUUUUCGAUCAAAUUUCUAAGCAUGUACAUGUAGAGCAACACUUAAUUGAUACGCCCUUAAUUAGAAGUAAGAUUUGUAUCUGAAGUAUCUUUAUAACCAAUUAUUAUAGAGAACAGAGAACACUAAAGAUAUCGAAAACACAAAACUAUUAGAUGGCUUGCAAUAUCAAAUUGACUAAAACCCCUAUUACACUACACGUCUCCUGACUCAGAUGAGUCAAUAAAGAAGAAGAGACUUCACCAGUUGGGUAUUCAAAGAUGGAUUACUUGGAGUAUGCGGAAAUAACACAUUUACUAUUGAGAAUUUGGGAUACAGAGAUUUUCUGGACCUCCAGGUUGUAGACACAAUCAGUAACUAUUCAAUACUAAUAAAUAAGAAACCAAUACAGCUUCAAAAGUUCUGAGAAUAUAAUUGCAGGAUUUGGUUCAAUAUCUAUAUGAAGGUCGAUCUUUCUGGGUGCAAUUAGAAUUUGGCCCUUCCAAAAUCUUCGUAGAAAUGGACAUACUCGAACACUCAAACAUUGACCCCAUAUUUCUAGAUAGGUUGAAGUUCAUCCAAUUGAAUGGCAUUCUCAGAAAGAUAGCUGUAAAUAUCAUAGAAGAGAGAACACCAGUAAUAAUUAUGUAUCAUUUAGGUUCCAAUUGUAGAAACUGUGAGAUAUGGCCUUGAAAUUGAUAAAUAUAGUGAAGAAAUUCAAAAUCUGUAUUAAGGAUUUUAUAUUGAGAACAUUUGUUUAUAGCCUCAAUGUAUUCCUACAGCAUGGUUCUCUUCUUUGGAUGGAAUGGAUAAAGUAGUCAAGCCUAUCGUAGAUAUUCUUAAAAGAAAUUUCUAAGAUUUUGUUGACAAUGGAGAGAAUGUGAAAAUUUAUUAAUAAUUAAAAUCAACUCCAAAUUUGACUUUGCCUUUGGAGAAAGAUGUCCAUGAAUUCAUGAACAAAUUACCUGUUAUUUAAGCAAAUUAGCAUAAACAAUGUCAAGGCAUGUUAAUAACAUUCUUGAUUUAUUGUAAUGUUAGAGGAAUUUAAUUGAAUGCAUCAAUACUCAAUACUAUAUUUACAAUUGCAAGUAAAUUUUUGUGUAUUACGCAUUCUCACUUUUUGUAUAAACUUUCGAAUCCUGUGUUUGGUGAUAAAUUUGAUUCAGAAGCUCAAGCAUUUUGGCUCUUUGUAUCGUUUUUAGAACUAAUGAAAAAUAUUCGAUUCCCAUUAACUAAAGAAGAUGCCUUGUUUUGUCCUUAAGAGACAGUCAUACAAUAUUUGGAGUUCCAACAUCAGAGUCUGAUCAAGCACUGCAAAGUUUAUGACAUUGCUAUUAGCAAUAUCAUCUACGACAUUCUAAUAAGUCUCUACACCAACAUAGUGUAAUCCUUGCCCUUAUAUAACAUUUGGAGUUUGAUCAUAAGAAAAAUGACUACAAAUAAGAAUGUCUACCUGAUCGUAUUGAUUGUAUUGAUUGAGGAAUUGGGAGACAAACUAUUGCUUUGUCAAAAUACGGAGGAUUUUAAGAACGCCAUUUCCUUGCAAGGUAAUAAAUCAAUGAGAGAUUUUAGCUUAGCUUAUGGAUAUCCUUCAAUUGGAAGCUUCGUAUUCAAGUUGUGAAUCAACUCUGAAUAGGAUCAUUAAUUCAGAGCAAUCCGUGCACCAAUCGAUUGAACACUCUAACAUCCAUCAGCCUUUGAUAUAGGACAAUUGAUUUAUAAAAUAAUAUGUAAUUAAUUGGAUCAUCA